Messenger RNA from Psylliodes chrysocephalus, 707 nucleotides. The record is from the annotation of a GenBank genome assembly. NCBI's taxonomy places the organism in Eukaryota, Metazoa, Arthropoda, Insecta, Coleoptera, Chrysomelidae.
AAUUAAAUGUCGCCUAUCCAAAAAAUAACCUAAAUUCGCAAGUAUGAACUCGAAAUUAAGAAAAUUUUAAACUUAUUAACACGGGAAUUUAUCGGGGUCUGAUUGAAAUUCAAAAUUAAAAUGUCCAAAGCCACAACUAUUGCGGAAGCGAUUAGAAGAUGGGAGGAGAAACAUCCGGGAGAAGAUAUAACUGAAGCAGAAGAUGUGGGUUUUCAAUUUCAAUGGCCGCCCAUAGAAAAAAUGGAUAAUACUCUUGCAACUUUGGUAAAUUGUAAGAAACUGAGCCUUUCCACAAACAUGAUCGAGAAAAUUUCAGGACUAAAUGGGAUGAAAAAUUUAAAAAUUCUUUCUUUGGCUAGAAACAACAUCAAGUCAUUAUCAGGUUUGGAUACAGUCGCUGAUACGCUAGAACAACUAUGGAUAUCUUACAAUAUAAUCGAAAAAACGAAGGGAAUCGGCGUUUUGAAAAAACUAAAAGUUUUGUACAUCGGAAAUAACAAAAUCAAAGAUUGGUGCGAGUUUGCUAAUUUUCAGGAAUGUACUGAGUUAGAAGAUUUCUUGUUUGUUGGUAAUCCGUUGUAUGAAAGCACUGAUGAGUGCGUUUACAAAGCGGAAGUUAAGAAGAGAAUGCUUAAUUUGAAAACUUUGGACGGACAACCUGUAUCUAGAGAUGAAUAAUACUAUAAAUAAAAUUUUUGGUGCAUUUU